UGAAACAUGUUCUAAUCGUUGUAACGUUGAACGACGGACCUAUUUUCACAACACUACAAAGACUCCAGUCAAGAUAUUAACUUAAAGGAGCUAAAUAUAUACUGUGCAGUUGCUUGUUUUAUUUUUUCAAUCAAAUGUAUUGGGGAUGUAUUUGUUGCUGUCGCCCCUGGCAGCCAAACGACACGAAGAUGAUCCCUUACUGGGGAUGAUGACGCGCUGAGCACAUUGGCGCGGAAGUUUGUUUGGUAACUGCGCUGUCUGAGCUCCUGACAUCAACGUAUGUUUUACUAUUAUCAUCCCUAGAGAUGAUGCGCAAAAAGCGGCAAUCUGUGGAUAAGGGAGAGGGAGCUACUGCGGCAACAAAGGCUAAGAAGAGUCGCAGCACUGGCCGCCAGCCAAAAGAACCUGCUCCUGAAGAGACAAAUGAAAGUGUCUUUGGAGUCUUUCUUCGAGAGGCAGGUGUCACCUUGAAACAAGAUGGCACAUUCAAUGAGAUUGCUGUUGACCAAGUGGUUUUUCAAAAAAGGAUCAAGCAAAAACUACAGAAGAGUCCCAGAUACCCCGGGAUUGUGCAGGAGUUCACCUCUGGAUUGGAGUCUCACAUUGAGGACCCUGAGCGGUUUAGGAACAGCCUCCUCCCGUGUGUCCCGCAGUUGUCUGAUGGAGACUCGAGUUGUGCCAGCUCAUUCCAGGAAAGCCUUGUCCGCAUGCUCUUGGGGAUCGAGAUGCUGCAGACGGUCGUCAUUAACAUCUUGCUUGAGAAACUCCCAGAAUUUAUGUUUGAUGGCACUGGAGAUGUAGGGCUCAGUAUCCCUCGCAUAAUUAUCAACCAGCUUAAAUGGCUUGACAGAGUUGUGGACAGCAAGGAGUUGGCAACGAAGCUCAUGGAGCUGGUGUCAGCGGCGCCGGUGGAGGUUCAGCGUGACAUCAUCACCAGCCUGCCAGAGAUACUGGAAGACUCUCAGCAUAAUGAUAUAGCCAGAGAGCUCAACUCUUUACUGCAGGAGAACACUCAGUUGACCGUCCCCAUCCUGGAUGCCCUCUCAAGUCUGAACGUCAGCUCCUUAUUACUGACUGAGGUUCGAGGAGCCGUUAUGGCCACUUUGGCUGCCGUGCAACUGGAAGACCUACCUGUGGUGGUGAAGUUCAUCCUGCACGCUGUCUCAGCUUCUGAUGCAUAUGAGGUGGUGUGUAAUCUUCGUAAAAAGCUGGAGUUGGAGCACUGUGUCCUCCCUCCUGUGCUGCAGGCCACCCAGAGUCGCAUUAAGAGCAAAGGAUCAGCAGCGUCCACUUCCGCACCAGCAGCUGGCAGCAGUCAGGACAGCGUUACAUUGAUCUUGGACGGCAUCAAGUCAGCAGUCCGAUUCCAGAAAACGAUAUCUGAAGCUUGGAUCAAGGCAAUUGAGUCUGUGGACGAACCAGAGGACCACAAGGUGAUCGACUUGCUGGUGCUGUUCAUCCUCCACUCCACCAAUGCCAACCAGAGCCGACGGGGGGCAGAGAGGGUGCUGAAGGUUAAAGUGAGGACAGGACUGAUCCAGGAAACUCUCCUCCAGAGGACCUUCAGGGACUACUCUCAGGUGAUGCGAGGGUACUUCGCCUCCAUCCUGGCUCUGGCUCAGACUCUGCUGCGCUCCCCUGACCCCUGUGUGGUGCCUUUCGCUGGACACAUGUACCGACACUCGUUCACUGCUUUUGACUCUUACUGCCAACAAGAAGUGGUGGGCUCUUUAGUGACCCAUGUGUGCAGUGGUGUGGGUGGAGAGGUGGACAUGGCUCUGGAGCUGCUCUGCGGCCUGGUUACAGAGAAGCCCUCUGAAAUGGCUCUGUAUGCUGUUUUUGUCAAGGGGAUCUUGGACUACAUGGACAAUCUCACACCCCAGCAGAUCCGCAGACUCUUCCACCUCCUCAGCAGACUGGCCUUUGGGCAACAGCAGCAGGGAUCUCACAUCCAGGAUGACAUGCACAUAGUGAUCCGCAAACAGCUCUCCAGCACCGUGCCAAAGUACAAGCGUAUCGGCAUCAUCGGUGCAGUCAUGAUUGUAGGCAGCAUGGGGGCCUUGAGGGUAAAUGGGAAAGAGGUAAAGCAGAAUGGGUCGUUACCUCCGGAGACAUUCAGACAGGUGAUAGCACUGUUGGAGCUGUUGAAGUCGAGCAGCGAAAGCUCACCUGAGGCUACGGCUCUGUACUACGAUGAACUGGCCAACCUGAUCCAGAGCACCACCCUGGACCCGCAGGUCCAGGAAUCCAUUGUAAACAGUGUCGUAGAUGACUUCCAGGCCGACUUUGUUGUGGAUGUAGAGCCAGAAAUAUCGGGCUCCUUUCCCUUUCCGGCCCAUGUAAUGUACAACCUGGAGGACCAGAGCAAGGAAGGCAUCGCCAUCAACCUGCUGCCUCUGCUGGCUGAAGACAUCCAGAACAAAGAGAAACAGCAGAGUCAAACGCAGAAGUCACACAAGCGAGUGUCUCCUCUCUGUCUGUCUCCGUUCUUUCGCCUCCUGAGACUCUGCGAGGAAAAGCAGCACCAUGGAGACCUCGAGGAGAUCGACGGCCUGCUGGGCUGCCCUCUGAUCCUAACGGACAUGGACAUAAUGGAGAAAAUGGAGAGCCUGUCAAAGGCUGAGAGGGAGUUUCUCUGUUCUUUGCUGUUUCACACCAUCAACUGGUUCAGAGAGGUCAUAAAUGCCUUCUGUACACAAAAAGAACUUGAGAUGAAGAUGAAAGUGAUGACUCGUCUGCAGAACAUCACCUACCUUCAGACGCUGUUGGAGAAGGCGUUGGCAGCGACACCUGGCUAUGUUCCACCUGUCGCCAACUUUGAUGGUGAAAGCACAGAUGGGAUUAUCCCUAGUUCUAAUGCUCCGAUGAAUAAGGCAAAGAAAGAUGGCACGGGGAAGAAGAGGAAGGCCUCUGGUAAGAAUUCAUCAGAGAGCAGCUCUCAGCUCGAGGAGGGAACUGAAGUGGACAAAAGUCUGCAGGAGCCGCCAGAGAAGGAGAAAGAAAAGGAGAUCCGACCGGGUGUCAGCCUGGUGUCCUACAGACCGUUCUUCAGAGAGCUGGACACCGAGGUUCUCAGUAUGCUGCAGUGUGGCCUGCUGUCCCGCUCAGUGCUGGACUCUGAGCUCCACACCAAGGUGCGAGAGGAGGUUCUGCUGGGUUCUGCUGAGCUUGUUUUCCUGCUAGCAGAUAUGCAGCGCAAACUGGAGUUCAGUCUUACAGCCGCACCGGCAAAGAGAGCCCCUUUCUUGAAGGGAAGGACUGAUAAGAGUGUGGGCUUCUCCCAUCUACAACAGAGGAGCUCCAAGGAUGUUGCCUCCUACUGUGUCCAGCUACUGCCGGCCCUCUGCUCACACCUGGAGAACUGCCACAACCAUUUUCAGACACUGCUGUCCGAGAACAACGGCAUGAUGGACGGACCUGCCACAGAUGCUCAUGAGCACGAGCUGAUGUCAUCAGGCUACCAGCUGCUCCUGCAGGUCCUGAACACCACCUUCAGCUGGUCUGGAUUCAGCCAGCCAGGACAGCGGAGCUUACUGAAGAAGGCUCUAGGAGUUCUCGCUGGACGACUAAAAGAGGGUGGUGCUGAACUGACCCUGGAACAACUUGUAAAACACAGCUUUGAGUACCUGCUGAACUUCCGUAGCACGGUGCCAAGUCUCAGCAUUGCCCUGUGUCUCUCCCAGCUUCUGUCCACUGUGUCAGAGAAAGGAGGGAACCCUGCUGCCUACAGAGAGCAGACCGCUUCACUCGCAAAACGUUUCCUGAGUCAAGAGUGGGUGACAGCCAGCGGCGAGAGGGAGCGAGGGAGCAAAUUCAAUGAAGUCCUUCACUCUGUCUUAAGCAUCUACCUGGAACAUGUUGAUGAUGUUAUUAAGGCUGUGGAGGAAAUAACUGGAAAGGGAAUCCCUGAGCUCCUCAGUGCAUCAAAAGAUGAGAGCUCUUCAUCUUGGCCUACGCUCAACAGACAGACAUUCCCGGUGUUCUAUAAAGUGUUGAUGGCAGAGCUGGAAAAGGCUACAAGGAAGAUUCCUGCUGUCAAACUCUGUGACAGCUCUGAGACUCAGCGUGAGAAGCUGCUGAAAUGGAGCCUGGCGGUCAGAGAUUUUCAUAUGCUGCUCAACCUAGUUAAGGUGUUUGAUUCUAGGCUGGUGCUCAAUGUGUCCUUAAAGUACGGUCGCCUUUUCCUGGAGUCUUUCCUGAAGUUGGCGAUGCCACUGCUGGACAACAGCUUCAAAAGGCACAAGGAUGAUGUCCAGAACCUGCUAAAAACCUUCCAGCUCAGCACCCGCCAGCUCCAUCACAUGUGUGGACACUCUAAGAAUAGUCAGGAUACAAGCCUGACCAACCACGUACCAGCCUUGAAGAAGAGCCUGGAGCUGUUUGUUUACAGAGUGAAGGCCAUGCUGACGCUCCACAACUGUCAGGAGGCCUUUUGGAUCGGAAACCUGAAGAAUCGCAACCUGAAGGGUGAAGAGAUUCUUUCUCAGAGGUCCCAAGAAAGUGAUGAAGAUGAUGAGGAGGUGCACCGGUCACCUCCGCAGCGGGAAGAGCCCGGCGAUGAGGUGGAGGAGAGUGACUCUGAGGAGAGUAAGAAGGUCAAUGGAAAGGACGAUGUGGAUCCAGGAGAUAGUACAGAAGACUCAGACUCCGACUAACAGAACAAUAAGCUGUUGGUUUUGAUUUUAAACAUUCUGUGGAUCACCAUAAAUUUAUUUUUUCAAAUGCCAGAAGAGUUUUAGUGUCUCUUGACAUGAACACUUUCUACAUGUAUUGACUACUGCUACUCAUUGUGCAGGUUAAAGGAUCAAUAAUUCAAAUAAAUAAUCACAAUUCUUGUAUUCUUAUGGCAGUUACUUUGUUAGCACAUUAAUUUACUCGUACAGGUUUUCCCUUUACUGUUUCAAGAUUAAACAUGCCUAAUAAUUAGGUGUUUUCACAGUAUGUUUCCAGAAAAAAAUGUGUUGUAUGUUUGAUUCUUGUUUGCCAGCAAAAUAAAAUACAGAUUGUUGAAGAGA
Acanthopagrus latus (yellowfin seabream) is the source of this 5015-nucleotide messenger RNA. It is a transcript of the gene fancd2, whose product is annotated as FA complementation group D2. The record is from RefSeq and is a predicted model, not a curated record. Gene Ontology annotation, molecular function: DNA polymerase binding. The transcript has 44 exons. Bases 306 to 4655 code for a protein of 1449 amino acids. Gene Ontology annotation, cellular component: condensed chromosome; nucleus. NCBI's taxonomy places the organism in Eukaryota, Metazoa, Chordata, Actinopteri, Spariformes, Sparidae. Gene Ontology annotation, biological process: double-strand break repair involved in meiotic recombination; interstrand cross-link repair; mitotic intra-S DNA damage checkpoint signaling.